Messenger RNA from Hirsutella rhossiliensis, 1134 nucleotides. Its product is annotated as mitotic checkpoint regulator, MAD2B-interacting domain-containing protein. Gene Ontology annotation, cellular component: nucleus. The coding region runs from base 1 to 1134 and encodes 377 amino acids. The transcript is spliced from 2 exons. The record is from RefSeq and is a predicted model, not a curated record. NCBI's taxonomy places the organism in Eukaryota, Fungi, Ascomycota, Sordariomycetes, Hypocreales, Ophiocordycipitaceae.
AUGGUUCUCGUCGACUACUCCGAGUCCGAUGCCUCAGCCUCCGAGUCGGAAGCGCCCCCAAAGCCGGCCCCCGCUCCAAAGGCGGCAGCAGCAGCGCCCAAGAAGCAGGCCUUCCAGAAAGUUGUCGACCGCUCCAACAGAGGCAAAAUCACCGUCAGCCUCCCGCAGCAGGUACUGCCGGCGACCGGCGACGCCAAGCCCGACGAGCCCCCGGCCAAGCGAGCCCGCACCUCCGGCGCGACCGUCUUUUCCGGCUUCAACUCGAUGCUGCCGGCGCCCAAGAACGCGGCUAAGGCGGGUGGUGGUGGCCAGGCGAGGCGGCCGGGCGUCGCCCUCAAGACGAGCGCGGAGCCGGGAUUCAGGCGUGGCGGGAAUGAGAAUGAGGGCUACUACGGUGGGCGAGGCGGGGGUGAUGGGGCGGCUGCCGAGGCUGAGCAGAAGCCAGCAGACGAGGUCAAGCUGGUCGGCAAGCCCUUGAUGUUUCGGCCGCUUUCUGUCGCAAGGACCGCCAAGAAGAAAAAGGGCGCCAGGGUCGGCGGGGCCCAAUCCACGACACCCUCGUCGAGUGCGGCGACUCAAGAAACGGCCAAGACGCAAGCGGCCUCGGCUUCGGCGCCCCCUCCCGCCAAAAAGGUUUCUCUCUUCUCCCUGCACAGUGAGGAGCCGCAAGAGCCAGCAACGACACGGCCAGCGCCAGGCGGGGCCUACGAGCCUCUCUUUGAGGCCGGCCCUCCCCCAGAGCCUACCCCCCAAGACUAUGCCCACUAUGCGGCUCAAACGCAGCACGGUGCGCCGCUGGCAACGACUGGCCCCGGCCCCGACAGCCUGGACAGCAUCGCGGACGACCUGCAGCUCUCGGCGGCCGCCCGGCGCCAGCUCUUUGGCCGCGACGGCGGCCCCCGGGCUGCCAAGCAUGUCAUCAACUUCAACACGGACCAGGAGUACCAGCACAACGAGACGGUUCGCGCGGCGGGCGAACAGCAAAUCCACCAGCCCGUGCGCGCGCUGCAGGGCGGCAAACACAGCCUGCGGCAGCUCGUCCAGAACGUGCACAACCAGCGCGAGGCGCUCGAGGACAGCUUCGCCAAGGGCAAGAGCAACCGCAAGGAGGCGUCCAGCCGAUAUGGCUGGUGA